Molecule: messenger RNA, 583 nt
Organism: Prorocentrum cordatum
Lineage: Eukaryota; Dinophyceae; Prorocentrales; Prorocentraceae
Source: the annotation of a GenBank genome assembly
CAUGCUGUGGCGCUCGCGACCUCGACGACACCCCGCCCCAACGGAGCGGACCGGGCACUACGGAACAAGAGAUCGUCGGAGUUCCGGGUCCACCCUCUCGGGCGCAUCCGGCAUGAGGCGCGCCAGGCCGAAGUCGCAGAGCCGGGCGUGGAAGCGGCGGUCGACCAGGAUGUUCGCGGGCUUCACGUCGCGGUGGACGAUUCCAGCGGCGUGCAGGUACUUGAGAGCACGCAGCAGAUGACGGUGAUCAGGCUCUGGCGCCCGCCCUCCUCUGGCUCGCCCCACGGGAUGCACGCGGCGAGGUCCCGGUCAGCGAGGUCGAACACGAGGUAGAGGUCCCGGCCGCCCGCCGGCAGCACCGCGUCCCUGAGGGCGACGACGUGCUCGUGCCGGAGUUCCUCAGCAGGGCCAGCUCCCUGUAGGUCCUCUGCAGGGCGACGACCGGAAAAAAGCUGCACCGACGCGCCGUCAAGCUGCCCCCACCAGGCAGGCCCAGGCGGGAGCGGAGCCCUCUUCCCCUGUCCCCCGAGGCGCCUGGGCGCACGAGGAGCGCGGCAGGGCCGUGGCAUCCGAACUGUUCCCC